AUCUUGAGUCAGAUGACUGUGCGUCCAUAUACAUCUUUAACGUAGACCAACCAUCAUCCUCUGUAAAUCAGCCCAUUUGUAUUCCUCGCCAAGGGUUGCAGUCUCACUCCUCUCCUCUGUCACCACCUACAAGACUUCAGAGUCAUAAGAACUACGAAGGAACUUGUGAUGUACCAGAAUCCAAGUACAGCCCACUAGGUGGGCCCAAACCCUUUGAGUGCCCCAGUAUUCAGAUUACAUCUAUUUCACCAAACUGUCAUCAAGGGAUUGAAGCCAAUGAAGAUGAAUUGCACACAAAUGGCACAGAAAAUGAGUAUAUGGAAAGGCCUUCACGGGACCAUCUCUAUCUUCCUCUUGAGCCAUCAUAUAGGGAAUCAUCCCUUAGUCCAAGCCCUGCCAGCAGCAUUUCAUCCAGAAGUUGGUUUUCAGAUGCUUCCUCUUGUGAAUCCAUUUCCCAUGUUUAUGAUGAUGUAGACUCAGAGCUAAAUGAAGCAGCUGCUCGAUUUACCCUUGGCUCUCCAUUGGCAUCUCCUGGUGGUUCUCCAAGAGGUCUCAGUGAUGAAUCUUGGCAGCAGCCUUAUGGAUUUGGGCAUGCCUUGUCACCUAGACAGUCCCCCUGUCAUUCUCCUAGAACUAGUAUUACAGAUGAAAACUGGCUAAGCCCUAGACCAACAUCAAGGCCCUCCUCAAGACCUACAUCCCCCUGUGGGAAACGACGACACUCCAGUGCCGAGAUUUGCUAUGCUGGUUCUCUCUCUCCUCACCAUUCUCCAACUCCAUCCCCUGGCCAUUCUCCCAGAGGAAGCAUAACAGAAGACACCUGGCUAAACACUUCCAUCCAUAACGUACAAGGCCUUAAUUCUGGCCUUUCACCAUUUCAGUGUUGUACAGAGACCGAUAUUCCUCUAAAAACAAGAAAGACCUCAGAGGAUCAGACUGCCACUUUAUCUGGAAAAAUAGAUAUCUGUCCUGAAGAACAGGGUAACUUAUCGUCAUCCCUUGAAACUGCAGAUGACUGCUCUGGAUCUCAGCACACCUUGAAAAAAGAUUUGCCCGGAGACCAAUUUCUUUCAGUUCCUUCGCACUUUACUUGGAACAAACCAAAGCCUGGUCAUACUCCAAUAUUUCGCACAUCUUCAUUGCCACCUCUUGACUGGCCUUUACCAAGUCAUUACGGGCAGUGUGAACUGAAAAUAGAAGUCCAGCCUAAAACACAUCACAGAGCUCACUAUGAAACAGAAGGAAGCAGAGGAGCAGUAAAAGCAUCCACUGGAGGACACCCUGUAGUGAAGCUCCUGGGCUACAGUGAAAAGCCAGUAAACCUACAGAUGUUCAUCGGAACAGCAGAUGAUCGCUACUUGAGACCUCACGCGUUCUACCAGGUGCACCGAAUCACUGGAAAAACAGUCGCAACAGCUAGUCAAGAGAUAAUCAUUGCCAGCACCAAAGUUUUGGAAAUACCCCUUCUUCCUGAAAAUAACAUGUCAGCCAGUAUCGAUUGUGCUGGUAUUUUGAAACUUCGCAAUUCAGAUAUAGAGCUCCGUAAAGGAGAGACAGAUAUUGGAAGAAAGAAUACCAGAGUGCGACUUGUGUUUCGUGUUCACAUCCCACAACCUAGUGGAAAGGUCUUAUCUCUGCAAACUGCUUCCAUACCUGUUGAAUGCUCUCAGCGAUCUGCUCAAGAGCUUCCUCAGAUUGAGAAGUACAGCAUCAAUAGCUGCUCAGUAAACGGAGGCCAUGAAAUGGUGGUGACAGGAUCCAAUUUUGUUCCAGAAUCCAAAAUUAUAUUCUUUGAAAAAGGACAAGAUGGACGACCUCAGUGGGAGGUAGAAGGGAAAAUAAUUAGGGAAAAGUGUCAAGGGGCAAACAUCAUACUUGAAGUUCCUCCAUACCAUAACAAAACCAUUACAGCUGCAGUUCAGGUGCAGUUUUAUCUCUGCAAUGGCAAGAGGAAAAAAAGCCAGUCUCAACGUUUUACUUAUACACCAGUUAUAAUGAAGCAAGAGCACAGAGAUGAGGUGGACUUGUCUGCUGUUCCAUCUUUGGCCCUGUCUCACGCAAGCAGCGUCCCGGGCCUGCAUUCUAUCCGAACUCAAUUGCCUUCACCAGAGCAAGGGCAUCCACAUGACAACUUACUGUCCACGUCACCCAGGAGCCUCGUGUGUCCAGUUCAACCACCAUACACAGCAAUGGUGACCUCAGCAGUGUCCCACCUGCCACACAUGCCAGGUAGAAACCUUAGUCCAAAUGAAGAGUGUCAUGUUUUGCCUCCUGCUGUUGUUCAGUCUUUUCAGGUAACAUCAGCACCUCCUGUGAGGCCUUCCUACCAGCCUAUGCAGUCUAACAAUGUAUACAACGGACAGUCUGGUCUUCCUAUGAACUCUGCCUCUAGCCAAGGAUUUGAUGCUAUUUCAUUUCAGCAAGACACAGCUGUACCGCAUUUGAUAAAUCUUAGCUGCCAAGCUCUACCACCAAUGCAGUUUCAUUCUUCAAAUCCAGGUUCUGUGUCAACAUCAAGCACAGCAGGGCACCCGCUAGCGCACCCAGCUCAUUCAGGACAGUCAUCUUCUCACCUGCCGUCCAUGGGAUUCCACUGCCCGAGCGCUGGGCAGGGCUCCAUCCCUUCUGCCAUGAGUCGGUCCCUCGGGCAGUCUUCUCCUCAGCUGCAGCAAGUCCCAUACCAUUCUACAAAUCCAGUGUCCGCUUCAUCCCCAUCCCCGACAGCUUCCCACCCUUUGGUCCAUUCACCACUGUCUGGACCUUCUUCACCCCAGCUCCAACCUCUGCCUUACCAAUCUCCUAGCUCAGGACCUGCCUCCUCUCCCCCGCCAGCUGCUGUGAGUCACUCGGGACAGCACUCCCCUCAAGCACACAGUCCAGUAUUGGGAGGUCUUAAUGCAGCCUCGUCCCUAGGACACCACCCUGUGUGCGAUUCAUCUCCAUUUUCACCAGAUGGGGCAGCUAUUAACAUUAAACCAGAACCUGAAGAUCGAGAAUUUAAUUUUCAAACAAUAGGACUACAAGACAUCACACUAGAUGAUGACAGUUUUAUCUCUGACCUGGAAUACCAGCCAUCAGGUUCAACAGAGAAAUGGACUCAACAUUCAGCUCUCAUGUCCAACUCCUAUGUGGAAAAUCUAGAGGUGAAUGAGAUCAUAGGAAGAGAUAUGUCACAGAUCUCAGUGUCACAUGGAACAACAGCAGCCAGCCAAUCUGCACGUACAUGUCCUGGAUCUCUGGAGACAAGAAUAUCUGAUGGAAUCCAGUAACGGAUAAGCUUACAACUAAACAUUCAUGAAAACUUAGCAGUUUCUCUGAAUAUUUCUUCAUCCUCUUCCUCUUUAGACUUACUGUGCUUCCAACUCUGUGGCCUUUAUGAACUGGAACAGUGGAUCCUUGCAAAGCCCUUUUAGCGGGUUACAUUUUUGAUGUAGAGACAGAGCAUUUAUAAUUAUAGUUCCUCAGAUGCUGUAAAGAGACUUCUUAAAAUGGACACACAGAACCUACACCAGAUAUUUUAACUGUUUUAAAGUUACAAACAAGCUUUGCUUUUUGCAUUUAAAUAGAAUACUUUUAUAUUGUAAGUGCUUCAGAUGUGUGGAGAUGUUAGUUUGCUCUUAUAAUAUUCACAGUACCGAAUGUGGAAAAAGAUUUAAUACACAUCUUCAGUGUGCUGCUUUCCCUUAGAGAUAGUAGAGUUUGUAACUGAUGAUUUGUUAACACCUUUUGGUCGUUUUGGAAAGCCUUUAAGCUUAUAUUGUUUAAUUUUUUUUUAGUCUGAUCUUCCAACGGCAAAUCAUACCUGUCAUCUGAAGCCAAUGCCAUGGAAGCCAUUGUGUAUGCAAAUACUGUAGUGUUUUCUUUCUUAGAUUCAUAGGAAGCAAAGCCAAAUGUAGAUCUGCACUUGUUUAUAAACUGAAAAUGUUACUUGAUAGGCUGCAAAAAGACCAUUCCAUCAUUAAAGUGUUGGGAUAGAAAUGACAUUCCAAAAUUUAACUUUUAUAACUUUGUGGAUAAUCUUCCUGUUCUUUAUUAGUACAGGCUCCUUCUUGAAAUAGCUUUUUCUUAGAAAGUUACAUUUGUAAUCAAACUUGAGCAGUAGAAUUUUAGAUUAAAGAACAGCAACAUCAAAGCCAUGUUAGAUACAGGAGAAAUUUUAAUAUUUGCUGAGGAUCUAAGUGUUCCUAUUAUCCCUACAGAAUAUGGUUUUGAAAUCACCGAUUCAGUGGCAUUCAAGUUUUCCAUGCAAUAAAUCAUUCGAUCACAUCUGUAUCUUUUAUAUGCUGUAUGCCUGACCAUGCCACUUGGAAGUCCUAAGGAGAUGACAAUUAUAUAAAUGACAAGUUUAUAAAUGUCAGUUUGCUAAAAAGUAGUUUACUGUGAAAUACUGAUUAAGUAGUAUAAUUUGCCCAUGUUUAACUG
Messenger RNA from Antrostomus carolinensis (chuck-will's-widow), 4422 nucleotides. RefSeq names its product nuclear factor of activated T cells 3 (gene NFATC3). Gene Ontology annotation, cellular component: transcription regulator complex. Gene Ontology annotation, molecular function: DNA-binding transcription factor activity, RNA polymerase II-specific; transcription factor binding; RNA polymerase II cis-regulatory region sequence-specific DNA binding. Gene Ontology annotation, biological process: calcineurin-NFAT signaling cascade; cytokine production; regulation of transcription by RNA polymerase II. The record is from RefSeq and is a predicted model, not a curated record. The annotation marks the transcript as partial. The transcript has 10 exons. Lineage: Eukaryota; Metazoa; Chordata; Aves; Caprimulgiformes; Caprimulgidae.